CUGUCACCAAAAUCUCAAAUGUGGGUUGGCGCCUUCAAGGGAUGUUCAGUAUCCAGGGAGAAUUACAUAUAGAGGAAUAUAUAUGAAGUAGAAUGCCAGUUUAAAAUGUUACAUUUAUAUAGCUUUGUUAUGUUAUGGUUAUAAAUUGCAUAAUACUAGGACACUGUGUAUUGUGUUUUGAAACUGUCCAUGCAUUUCGUUUAAUAUGUAUCACAUGGUGUUUCGCUAAAUACAUAUUUGAACCAUAGUUCUAGUUACCUAAUUAUAAAUGACACAUAUACUGUAGGAGUUAAUCUUUGUUUUGCCUUUUCAAUGAAAUUCUGCCUGUGCUAUGGCAUAUUGUCAGUGAUCAUUGUCUUUAUUAUCUGUGUAUGUUAUGGGUUUGGUGUGUAUUUAAAAAUAUACUAAGAUACAUAACAGAGAUCAAGCAGGUGAUCACGGCCAACAGCAGUGAAUUGCUAAAUUCUUGGGAGCCCAAGGAAGCCAGAAAAACAAAAAGUGUAAUUAUUUGCUUACUUUGAUGUCCAAAGAGUAUGUUUACAUCAAUUAAAUACUCAUUUAUAGGAGUAGUAUGUUACCUAAAACUGCUGGGUGAUGCUAUCAUUCUGAUGUGUUUGUUAUCUUUUAGGAAUAUUUUGUCUUCGUCUUAUCCAGAGCACCAGAAGAAGGGAUUUUUAAGUUGUGCUUUGCACAUACGGCUGCUCGAGCUUAAAUCGGCCAUCAAGUAUGUCUCCCAGGUUGUGGUGGAGGUGAGCUCACGCUGGAGGUGUCCGGUGGGAAGCACAAUGGUAUGACAUCUUGGUCCAUGGUGGAGAAGCCGAAUAUGGAGAAACGGUCCUCCGGGGCAGAAGCAUGCCCACCAAAGGAGGCCCUGGAUGGCAGCGGGGAUUCGGAGGAGGGUUCCAGCUCCGAAAGCGAGGCGGACCAGGUGAGAGGCAGCAGCCAGAAGAAGGAGACCUUAAUGUCUACCAAACCCCACCGGCAGCUCUGCCGCUCGCCAUGCUUAGAUCGGCCCAGUUUUUCCCAGAGCAGCAUCUUGCAGGACCUUUGCAGCGAUGACUCCAGGCUCAACACCAGCAAGCCCAGCACUGACAAGGGCUACCAGGCCAAGAUGGACUUUGCCCUGAAGCUCGGCUACUCUGGAGAACAGGUGGAAGCAGUGCUGAGCAAAUUGGGGGCCAGCGCCCUGAUUAAUGACAUCCUAGCAGAGUUGGUGAGACUUGGCAACAAGGGUGACAUGGAGACUCAGGCCAGCAGCUGCACAAGCACCUGCAGCAGCAGCAGCAGCAACGCUGGGGCGCUGACACCUCGCAGCACCUGCCCAAAGGAGAUCACCAGCCCUGAAGUAUCAUUAGAAGAUGACUCCGUGGACAAUGUAGACAACCUUCGGCCCAUUGUCAUAGAUGGCUCGAAUGUGGCGAUGAGCCAUGGAAACAAAGAGGUGUUCUCUUGCCGUGGCAUCCAGUUGGCAGUGGAUUGGUUUUUGGAGAAAGGGCACAGUGACAUCACAGUGUUUGUUCCAGCUUGGAGAAAAGAGCAGUCCAGACCUGAUGCCCCUAUAACUGAUCAAGAAAUCUUGAGAAAACUUGAGAAGGAGAAGAUCCUAGUGUUCACACCAUCAAGGAGGGUCCAGGGAAGGAGGGUGGUCUGCUAUGAUGAUCGGUUCAUAGUCAAGCUGGCAUAUGACUCAGACGGCAUCAUCGUUUCCAAUGACAACUACCGGGACCUUCAGAACGAGAAACCGGAGUGGAAGAAAUUCAUAGAAGAACGUCUCCUCAUGUAUUCUUUCGUAAAUGACAAGUUCAUGCCACCAGAUGACCCUUUGGGGAGGCACGGUCCCAGUCUGGAGAACUUUCUUAGGAAACGGCCUGUCAUCCCAGAGCACAAAAAGCAACCGUGCCCAUAUGGAAAGAAAUGUACUUACGGGCACAAAUGCAAGUACUACCACCCCGAACGGGCGAACCAGCCGCAGAGAUCGGUGGCGGAUGAGCUCCGUGCGUUCGCCAAGUUGACGGCGGUGAAAACGAUGAGCGAAGGCGCCCUGGUGAAGUGCGGGGCCGGUCCCGGGGCCUCAAAAGCCGAGAGCGGCUCGGAAGCCAAGCGCGUGGCCCCGAAGCGGCAGUCGGACCCCAGCAUCCGUUCUGUGGCUUGCGAGCUGGAGGAGAGGCUCUCCGUCGCCCGGAAGUCCGAGGCCAACUCUGUGCCUUCCCUCGUCUCGGCCCUUAGCGUGCCAACCAUGCAGCCCGCAAAAAGCCAUGCGGCCGGCGCCUUGAACACGCGCUCGGCCAGCAGCCCCGUGCCCGGCUCCUCGCAGUUCUCCGGCAGCUCGCUGGAACACAUGUCCAGCGUGCAAUACCCGCCCAUCCUGGUCACCAACAGCCACGGGGCCUCGGUUAGUUACAGCGAGCCCUUUCCCAAGUAUGACUCGGUGGGCGAUCACGGCUACUACUCCAUGAUGAGCGACUUCUCCAGUAUGAGUUUGGGCAGCAUGCACAACACCGACAGUUUCUACAGCAUGGAGCACGAUAUGGGCAUGUACCCGAAAAACCACUCCAACUGUGAGUCGUUCUCCUCCUACGGCGAGCCAUACAUGGGCUCGGUCGAUGGUGGCAUGGAGGAGAGCGUGAAGGGCCACCCGUCCUCGUCCCAGAACCGACUGCAACCCUUCGCUCAUGGAUACAGCCACGAGGCCUUGACCAGGGUGCAGAGCUAUGGGCAAGAGGAACCUAAGCAGCCGCCCCGGAAGCAGUCCCACCUGGUCCCUCACGCGCAGCAUGCUGUGGUAGGUGCCCGCUCCAGCUGCCCUGGGGACUACCCCGUACCUCAGAACCUCCACCCCUCGUCAUCCUCUCAGGCCGGGCGCUCCCUGGGCAUGACCCGCAUGGACAGCAUCUCCGACUCUCGCUUGUACGAGAGCAACCCCAUGAGACUUAGGAGGCCACCUCUGUGCCGGGAGCAGCACGCCAGCUGGGACCCCUUACCCUGCGGGUCUGAAUCCUGUGCAUACCAGCCGUACCCACUGAGCAAUAGCCUGAUGCAGCCGUGCUGUGAACGGGUGAUGGUGCGUAGCAUGCCCGAUAGGAUGGAGCAGAUCUGGCGUUCCCCUUGGGAGGGGCUGCCGACCGAGCACCCGGAGAGGCAGGUCAUCCCCGACCAUCAGUACCAGACUUACCGCAACCUCUGCAACAUCUUCCCUGCCUACAUCGUUCACUCUGUCAUGGAGAAAAAUCCCCACCUAACUGACCCGCAGGAGCUCGCUGCUGUUAUAGUUAGCCAUCUGAGGUCAGAACGCUAGCCCCUUCAGUUAUGGGAAGGGUUGGGGGGCUAUAAUAUAUA
Molecule: messenger RNA, 3336 nt
Organism: Brienomyrus brachyistius
Lineage: Eukaryota; Metazoa; Chordata; Actinopteri; Osteoglossiformes; Mormyridae
Product: probable ribonuclease ZC3H12B
Exons: 5
Coding region: 791-3295 (834 amino acids)
Cellular component (GO): cytoplasmic ribonucleoprotein granule; nucleus
Molecular function (GO): RNA endonuclease activity; mRNA binding; metal ion binding
Source: RefSeq, a predicted model, not a curated record